AUGGGAGUAAAGAAAACUAAAAAUAUUCAGGAAAAUGGAGAAAACUGUGGGCUUAGCUAUUUUCAUAGUGUUGGAAAGAAUCCUCUGGUUUACAGAACAAUUGGGCAACAGUUGAAGCUUUCUGCUCAAGCCAAUGCCAAGAGGGAAGCUUUUGUGUUUGUUGAAGAAAAUAAAAGAUUUACAUACGAACAACUCCUGAGUGAAGCUGAUCGUCUGGCAGCAGGAUUCCAAUGCCUGGGAUUGGAUAAAGGUGACCGUGUGGGCAUUUUAAUGCCGAAUGUAUCAGCAUGGCCCAUCACGAUGUUUGCUGCUGCCAGAGCUGGUCUUAUUUCCGUGUCUCUCAAUCCAACCUACACUCCACAAGAGAUUCAGGACUGCUUGAAUAAAGUUUCUGCAAAAGCUCUGGUUGCUUCGGAGAAAUUCGGCUCCAAGAUUUAUUAUGACCAACUCCUAGAAAUUCUUCCUGAAUUGAGUUCAUGCAAUUCAAAGAAGGUUCAAAAUCAUCUGGAAGCAAAAGUAAUUGACAACAAAGGAAAGCUAGUUCCAUUUGGUACACCAGGAGAACUCUGUAUUAGAGGAUAUUCCACAAUGAUGGGCUAUUGGGGUGAUGAACAGCAAACAAGAAAAAUUCUUGGAUCUGAUGGAUGGCUAAAGACAGGCGAUUACUUCAUUCUCGAACCAAAUGGCUACGGGAAGAUCAUUGGAAGGAUCAGCGACAUUAUCACAAAAGGAACAGAAAAGAUUUUCCCAAAAGAAAUUGAAAGUCUUCUAGGAACGUUUCCGGCAAUUGAAGAAGUUUACGUUGUAGGAGUUCCAGAUAAAACAAUUGGACAACAGCUGAAGCUUUCUGCUCAAGCCAAUGCCGAGAGGGUAGCUUUUGUGUUUGUUGAAGAAAAUAAAAGAUUUACAUACGAACAACUCCUGAGUGAAGCUGAUCGUCUGGCAGCAGGAUUCCAAUGCCUGGGAUUGGAUAAAGGUGACCGUGUGGGCAUUUUAAUGCCGAAUGUAUCAGCAUGGCCCAUCACGAUGUUUGCUGCUGCCAGAGCUGGUCUUAUUUCCGUGUCUCUCAAUCCAACCUACACUCCACAAGAGAUUCAGGACUGCUUGAAUAAAGUUUCUGCAAAAGCUCUGGUUGCUUCGGAGAAAUUCGGCUCCAAGAUUUAUUAUGACCAACUCCUGGAAAUUCUUCCUGAAUUAAGUUCAUGCAAUUCAAAGAAGGUUCAAAGCAAAAGAUUACCUUUUCUUUCAACCAUAAUCAUUGAUUCAGAGAAAGACUAUCCAGGAACUUUUCCACUUAGCGAUGUCAUGUUUUUGCCAACAAUUCAACAAAUAAAUAGCAUUGAAGAUCAACAGGAUAAUAUUAGUCCGGAAAGUGGAUGCAUCAUUCUAUUUACUUCAGGCUUUACAGGAAGCCCAAAAGCUGUACUAUUAAGUCACAAUUGUAUGAUUAACAAUGCUCUUCCUACGAAAAUAGUCGAAAUUAGUAAAAGCAGAGUAUGCAUGCCUUUACCUUUUUGCCAUUUUUACGCACUAGUGACAACAAUGGGAGCUUUUUGUAAUGAUGCAACUGUCAUAGUUCCUAAUUAUAUAUUUGAUUCUGAGAAAACCUUCAAUGCAAUUUACAAAGAAAAAUGCACAAUAAUUUUUGGGGUGCCUAAUUUGUUUAUGGGACUUAUGUAUACACAGAAGAAACUUAAAUUUGACUUUAGUAAUUUGAUUGGAAUAACAGCCGGAGCGAAUUGUUCACCUGAAGCAUUUUACAAAAUAAAGAAGGAGUUGGGAUUAAAAAAAUUAAAGAUCGCUAUGGGUAUGACAGAGAGUGGAAUAAGUUUCGCAUCUCUUCCUGAUGACAAAGAAGAGAAUAUUAUAGACACGGUUGGAUAUCUCUAUAGUCAUUUAGAAGCAAAAGUGAUUGACAAUUAUGGAAAGUUAGUUCCAUUUGGAACACCUGGAGAGCUCUGCAUUCGUGGACCCCUUACCAUGAAGGGCUAUUGGGGUGAUGAAGAGCAAACAAGAAAAAUUCUUGGAUCUGAUGGAUGGCUAAAGACAGGUGAUUACUUCAUUCUCGAACCAAAUGGAUACGGGAAGAUUAUUGGAAGGAUCAGUGAUAUAAUCACAAAAGGAUCAGAAAAAAUUUUCCCAAAAGAAAUUGAAAGUCUUCUAGGAACGUUUCCGGCAAUUGAAGAAGUUUACGUUGUAGGAGUUCCAGAUGAGCACUGGGGUGAAGAGCUGUGUGCUUUUAUUCGUCUUCGUGAAGGACAUCAUUCUCUCUCUUCUGAAGAUAUUUAUGAAUUUUGCAAAGGGAAAAUUCCAUCACUUAAAAUUCCUCGUUAUGUUCGUUUGGUUGACGAUUUCCCUAAAACUGUAUCAGGGAAAAUUAAGACGAUUGAACUUAAGAAGAAAUUCAAAUGUUAACCAAUGGGAUGGUAAAACUUUGUAUAUUCCAGUCUUUUACUCAAUUAAAUAGAGAAUAUUUUUAUGUA
Lutzomyia longipalpis is the source of this 2483-nucleotide messenger RNA. RefSeq names its product medium-chain acyl-CoA ligase ACSF2, mitochondrial-like. The transcript has 5 exons. Gene Ontology annotation, biological process: fatty acid metabolic process. Bases 1 to 2415 code for a protein of 804 amino acids. Lineage: Eukaryota; Metazoa; Arthropoda; Insecta; Diptera; Psychodidae. Gene Ontology annotation, molecular function: medium-chain fatty acid-CoA ligase activity. The record is from RefSeq and is a predicted model, not a curated record.